Messenger RNA from Pygoscelis adeliae (Adelie penguin), 1998 nucleotides. RefSeq names its product ORMDL sphingolipid biosynthesis regulator 1 (gene ORMDL1). Gene Ontology annotation, cellular component: endoplasmic reticulum membrane. The transcript has 4 exons. The coding region runs from base 114 to 701 and encodes 195 amino acids. Gene Ontology annotation, biological process: ceramide metabolic process; negative regulation of ceramide biosynthetic process; intracellular sphingolipid homeostasis. Lineage: Eukaryota; Metazoa; Chordata; Aves; Sphenisciformes; Spheniscidae. The record is from RefSeq and is a predicted model, not a curated record.
UGAAACCUGCGCUCUGCUGCAAGAAAAGCGGGCAUAAAUUAGUCCUGAUUCGUUCUUUCUAGCAGUAGGUGGCUGGGCAAUCGGUAUAUGCAGAAUUCUUCAUUAGCCAUUACAUGAGUGAGAAACAGGAGGAAAAUUGUUCAGUAUGGGAACUGGAAAAGAACUGCGGAUAUUGUCGUGGAUGGAGAAAAGAAUUUAAAGGGCAAAAGUUACAAAGCUUGGUUUCUUACAGGGUAAAAAUGAAUGUAGGAGUUGCCCACAGCGAGGUAAAUCCAAACACGCGGGUGAUGAACAGUCGUGGAAUGUGGCUGACGUACGCGCUCGGAGUAGGCAUGCUGCACAUUGUCUUGCUCAGCAUUCCUUUCUUUAGUGUCCCUGUCGCCUGGACUUUAACAAAUGUGAUUCACAACCUGGGAAUGUAUGUGUUUUUGCAUGCAGUAAAGGGAACUCCUUUUGAAACACCUGAUCAGGGGAAAGCUAGGCUACUAACACACUGGGAACAACUGGAUUAUGGAGUACAAUUUACAUCUUCAAGAAAAUUCUUCACAAUCUCUCCUAUAAUUCUGUACUUCCUGGCGAGUUUCUACACAAAGUAUGAUCCGACACACUUUAUCCUCAACACAACCUCUCUCCUGACCGUGCUUAUCCCCAAGCUGCCACAGUUGCAUGGCGUUCGAAUCUUUGGCAUCAAUAAAUACUAAGCAGAAGGUUUGACACUGACUGCCCCUGACAUGGCUACUGGUGCUCCCCAGGUGAAGGAAACGAGUAGUCUGCUGUGCCAUGUAUCUAAUCGUAUUCAAUGAGAGGUGCUUUUACAUCUGAGAUACAAUUCCUACUUCCUGCAGCAUUGUCUGGGAUGAAAGCUGAGAUUAUAAGCAGAUACCUUCAAAUACUUAAAUGUGACCCGGAAACCUCCAGAAGAAAGAUUUCUCUGAAGAACUGGGCAGGCCCAGCUCUAGAGCGUGAUCACCACUAAGACUGUAGGUGUGCCUGGCUGAUGCAAGUGACUUGUAAGGAAGGUGCGAGUAACAGUUGAAACGGAGAGUAAGGUUUCACAAAUACCCGGUCAACCAUCAUGCAAAUGGUAACUUUACGUACAAAUCCAGGACCCUCAAAGCCAAGGACUGCUGAGGCCGCAUUCUUAGAUUAAGUGAAGGGGGCUAGUUUCUGCUGUAUGGAUUGUAGGUGGUUGUGCUUGUUAUUGCAUUGUAAAAGUUUGUCUCACAGUAAAUACUGUGACAGCUAGCAUAAACUGACGGUGUAAUUCACGCCCUAUCUGUUCUUGUGAUUUAUUUUUUUUUUGUCACAAAGACGGAAGAAAGUCCUUAGUUGUCAGCUCAGGGGAUUUCUACAUCAACUUGAUAGCUCAGUUUAUGUACGCUUUUACAAGUUGCUACUGUUGUGUUUAUUUCGUUUUGCUUACCAGGAUACUGACUUUUCUAUGUGUAAAUGGGACAUCCUGAAAAAUUGAAAUUCCUUUUAAGGUGUGGAUUUUUGACUAUUUUCUCUGAGACUUGAUUGAUGGGUUAUUUUUCAGUAGUUGAGAGGCCUGUAACGGUGGGGGAAAGGGUUGCUGCUGUUGUAGGAGCAGCAGCUCCAUUACACAGCAACAAUGUCAGAACACGUAAGAGAAACUCUGUGUAGGUCCUAAGUUAGAGUAGAAGCCGAACUAGAAGUAGGUGAAUAGGCAAAUCACAUGGACUAACUGUAUGCUUUUGCAGAAAAAGCUAUAGAUAAUUUGCAUGUCUUGGAAAUGUGGAGGAAUGCUGUGUUUUAGGGGUACCGUGUAGGACGGAGUAACUUGUAUAUCAUCAACUCUGGAACUAGAGUGCAGGAGGUACAUCUAGAGCUCUGAGCACUUGCUUCUCUGUCGUGGAAAAAGGAUGAAUUCUGAAGUCUACCAUAUGUCUGCCAGCCAAAACCGGCUCGGAUUUAACAGAAGACUCCAUGUAAGACUCGAUUUACAUUUUGGUUGCAGUGACAGCCAGUGAGCUGGAA